AGGAGGAGGAUCGGUGGGAUCAGGGGAUUGAGCGACGCCGCUGCUGCUGGUGCUGAUGGUGGAGUAUUGGUGCGGAUGACCAAGCGUGCCAUCACCCCACAUGACAACAGCAACAUCAACAACAACAGCUUCUCACCGACGCCAAACCCGGCGCAUUCCCACGCAUUCCCACGCACCACAAGGAGCCCUCGGAGGCGAAGAUGUUGCCACGGUUACGAACAGGGUAGCCACCAUUGGUAAGGUCUCGUUACAAUUUGCGGGCGAUCAAUUUGAGGGCGUAUCCAGGCAGACAGUCAGGAAGAAGACGGGGACGGGAGACAGUGGGGGUGGAGAGAUGAAUGGGAAUGAAUUCAGGUUCUUCCUGUCGUGCGAUAUCAACUUGCCCGUCACGUUCCGCGUCGAAGCUCUCGAUGGAGACCCGCCUGCCGCUCCCCCGCUAGAUGGCUUGAUUGGCGCGGGAGGUUCUACUCCAGAACUUUUCGUGGAAUGCGCGCUUUACAUUGAUGGCGUUCUGUUUGGGCUUCCAACACGAACCAGGUUGUCUUCUAUUGAAAAGCCAUGGCGUUGGAAUGAACUCGUCACGCUCAGUGCCAAAUAUCGAGACUUAUCAUCUAAUGCCCAGCUUGCUCUGACGGUGUGGGAUGUCUCGUCACCGAGGCAAGAAGUAGUUGUAGGUGGUGCUACUCUGAGUCUGUUUAGCAGUAAGAAACAGUUGAAGACGGGCAAGCAGAAGUUGCGAUUGUGGCGUGCCAGGCAGGCAGAUGGCCAUGUACCGACCAGUACUCCUGGCAAGGUUCCCAAGCAUGAGCGAGGCGAACUGGAGCGCCUGGAAAAGUUGAUGAACAAGUUUGAGAGAGGUGUGGUGGCACACAUAGACUGGUUGGAUCGUCUCACGUUUAAAGCAGUUGAACAAAUAAAAGAAGCAGAGAGCAAGCGUAGUGGGAAUAAGCAACUUCAUCUAGCCGUGGAUUUACGUACAUUUGAGCAUCCCGUUGCAUUUCAGGAGCUAGGUGCAAAUCUGUUGAUGCAAUCACCUAUUUCUCCUUCCAAUGAACUUGUAAUAGUUUGGGACCCUGAAUUGGGUCGACAGAAUCCCUCUGAAAACAAGCAACUGAAGCUCGCUCGCAGUGUGACAAGGGGUGUAAUCGAUCGCGAGUUGAAGCCAAGCUCCAAUGAGAAAAAGGAAAUACAGCGGGUUCUGAAACAUCCUCCAACACGAAGUUUGAGUGGAGAUGAAAGACAGCUUCUCUGGAGAUUCAGGUUUUACUUGAUGUCCGAAAAGAGGGCUCUCACCAAGUUUUUACGAUGUGUUGAUUGGAGUGAUGCACAGGAAGCAAAACAAGCAGUGGAUUUGAUGAGACGAUGGGCUCCCAUAGAUAUUGCAGAUGCCUUGGAGCUUCUUUCUCCAGUUUUCGAGAGCGAAGAGGUUCGAGGACAUGCCGUGACGGUGCUCGAGGGAGCAGAAGACGAAGAACUGCAGUGUUACUUACUUCAACUUGUCCAAGCUUUACGCUUUGAACGUUCUGACAAAUCACGCCUUUCUUACUUUCUUGUCAAAAGAGCGGUUCAGAAAUUCGAACUUGCAAGCUUUCUACGGUGGUACGUUACCGUGGAGCUUCAUGAUCCUGCAUAUGCGAAAAGAUUUUAUUCAAUAUAUGAGAUUUUCGAAGAUUGUAUGACCAAGGCAAGAAAUGACGGUAGGGAGGAUGGUGAGAGUGGAGAGAAAAUGUGGCAAAGCUUGGUCCGUCAAACAGAGUUGACGGCACAAAUUUGUACCAUUAUGCGAGAGGUCAAGAAUGUUCGGGGUUCGACCCAAAAGAAAAUUGAGAAACUUCGGCAGCUACUAUCAGGCCUUCUUAGUGAACUGACCUAUUUUGAUGAGCCCAUCCCUUUACCACUUGAACCUCGCUUGAUGAUUACUGGUAUCAUACCAUCGGAAUCCUCAAUCUUCAAGAGUGCAUUGCACCCCCUGCGGCUCACUUUCCAAACAAGAGAUGGUGGAAAGUGUAAGUUAAUUUUCAAGAAGGGAGAUGAUCUGAGGCAAGAUCAACUGGUCGUUCAAAUGGUGUCUUUGAUGGACCGACUCUUAAAAUUGGAAAAUCUAGAUUUACAACUUACUCCCUAUCGCGUGCUGGCCACUGGAGCAGAUGAAGGAAUGGUGGAAUUCGUCCCCUCUACUUCACUUGCCCAAGUUUUGGCAGAACACAAAUCCAUUGUAAGUUUUUUCCAGCAAUUUCAUGCGGAUGCGGAAGGACCUUUUGGUAUCACAGCUGCUUGCUUGGAGACUUUUGUGAAAAGCUGUGCGGGCUAUUGCGUUAUUAUGUACAUACUGGGGAUUGGGGACAGACAUCUGGAUAAUCUACUUCUCUGUGAGGAUGGGCGACUAUUUCAUAUCGAUUUUGGUUUCAUAUUGGGGCGUGAUCCCAAGCCCUUUCCACCCCCUAUGAAACUUUGCAAAGAAAUGGUGGAAGCUAUGGGCGGUGCCGAAAGUCCCCACUACAGUCGCUUUAAGACCUACUGCUGUGAGGCUUACAACAUUCUCAGGAAAUCCAGUAAUCUCAUCCUGAAUCUGUUUUAUCUAAUGGCUGGAGCUAACAUCCCCGACAUUGCUUCUGAUCCUGAGAAGGGAAUUUUGAAGCUACAAGAAAAAUUCCGGCUGGACUUGGACGACGAAGAGGCUGUGCAGUUCUUCCAGUCAUUGAUAAAUGACAGCGUUAGUGCACUGUUUCCUCAAAUGGUGGAGACAAUCCACCGUUGGGCACAGUACUGGCGCUAAAUUGGUGAUCUUAAUUCAUUCACAAUUCUUUUUUAGGUUGUCAUUUCUGAGGCUUGAUUACCUUCAGGUUGUAGUGGGUUGGAACCAGGAGGCUUUUGUCGUACCUUGUGCUAGUUGAACAUUCUGUAGGCACCAAACUUAUGUCUUUUGGAGUUAAUAUGUUUCCGGACCGAAUACUAGUUAGACUCUAGAUAGAUUAAGAGGAGCAGUGUGCAGAUAACAAAUUGUAUAAUUUCUGCUACCAAACAACUUCUAUCAUGUAAGCAAUACAAACAGAUGCAAAAAUUGCACACACUUGUGACAUUCCAUUGAA
Messenger RNA from Physcomitrium patens, 3089 nucleotides. Its product is annotated as phosphatidylinositol 3-kinase, root isoform. Gene Ontology annotation, cellular component: phosphatidylinositol 3-kinase complex, class III, type I; phosphatidylinositol 3-kinase complex, class III, type II; endosome. NCBI's taxonomy places the organism in Eukaryota, Viridiplantae, Streptophyta, Bryopsida, Funariales, Funariaceae. Gene Ontology annotation, molecular function: 1-phosphatidylinositol-3-kinase activity. Gene Ontology annotation, biological process: autophagosome assembly; phosphatidylinositol-3-phosphate biosynthetic process; endocytosis. The record is from RefSeq and is a predicted model, not a curated record.